UCUGACCUCGCUAGUGUCGUCUUCACACAGUGUUGGUGUCUGAUCCAUCCUGGAGUGGCUGUGCGCUGAAUCUGAUGCAGCUGAGCUUUCAGAUGAUCCUCUCCUGCUGGAAUCCGACCACAGCAGUGCAAAAUGAAGGGGGUCCUGUUUAAAGUCUUCUUCUUCUCCCUACCAAGCUUAAAUAUGUUUCUGUAAAUACAUCAAUAUCCCUCCAGAAGGGAAGUUAAGCUGCUGAAGCAGGUGAAAUACAAGAAAAUGCUGUCCAGAAGAUGUUCUGGUACAUAACAGAGGUCAUCUGGUAUGCUCAACAUGAACACAUCUCAGAGACAGACGCAGAAAUGCUGCAAGAAGAGAAAUCAGUAUAGCUUGGAGCCAUAUAACUGCUCAGAGUGUGGGAAGAAUUUUAUUGACCAGAGUGCUCUCAAAAGACACCAGCGCAUUCACACAGGAGAGAAGCUGCAUCACUGCUCAGACUGCGGGAAGAGUUUUAAUCGACCGAGCCAUCUCCAACACCACCAACGUAUUCACACAGGAGAGAAGCCGUAUCACUGCUCAGAGUGUGGAAAGAGCUUUAAUCAACCGAGCCAUCUCCAACAACACCAGCGUAUUCACACAGGAGAGAAGCCGUAUUACUGCACAGAAUGUGGGAAGAGUUUUAAUCGACAGAGCCAUCUCCAACACCACCAACGUAUUCACACAGGAGAGAAGCCGUAUCACUGCUCAGAGUGUGGAAAGAACUUUAAUCAACAGAGCCUUCUCCAACACCACCAACGUAUUCACACAGGAGAAAAGCCGUAUCACUGCUCAGACUGUGGAAAGAGUUUUAAUCGACUAAGUACUCUCCAACAACACCGGCUCCUUCACACUGGAGAGAAACUGUAUCACUGCUCAGAGUGUGGGAAGAGUUUUAAUCGACAACGUGAUCUCCAACCACACCAGCGUAUUCACACAGGAGAGAAGCCGUAUUACUGCUCCGAGUGUGGAAAGAAUUUUAAUCGACGAAGUACUCUCCAACAACACUGGCGCAUUCACACAGGAGAGAAGCCAUAUCACUGCUCGGAGUGUGGAAAGAGUUUUAAUCGACAAAGUAAUCUCCAACAACACCAGCUCAUUCACACUGGAGAGAAACUGUAUCACUGCUCAGUGUGUGGGAAGAGUUUUAAACGACAAAGUGAUCUCCAACGACACUGGCGCAUUCACACAGGAAAGAAGACAUAUCACUGCUCAGAGUGUGGAAAGAGUUUUAAUCGACAGAGUACUCUCAAACAACACCAGCUCAUUCACACAGAAGAGAAGCUUUACUGCUUGGACUGUGGAAAGAGUUUUACUGAACAGAGUAAUCUCAGACGACACCAGCGCAUUCACACAGGGGAGAAGCCGUAUCGCUGCUCAGAGUGUGGGACGAGUUUUACACAUAGUGGUAAUCUUAAAUCACACCAGCUCAUUCACACAGGAGAGAAGCCGUAUCUCUGCUCAGAAUGUGGGAAGAGUUUCAAUCGACAGGCUAAUCUCAGAGAACACCAGCGCAUUCACACAGGAGAAAAACCGUAUCACUGCUCAGAGUGCGGGAAGAGUUUUAGUGUACAAAAUACUCUCCAAAAACACCAGCGCAUUCACACAGGAGAGAAGCCAUAUUACUGCUCAGAGUGUGGGAAGAAUUUUACUGAACAGGGUCAUCUGGAUCAACACCAGUUGAUUCACACAGGAGAGAAGCCGUAUCUCUGCUCAGACUGUGGGAAGAGUUUCAAUCGGCAGGCUAAUCUCCGAGAACAUCAGCUCAUUCACACAGGAGAGAAGCCAUAUCUCUGCUCAGAGUGUGGGUUGAGUUUUACUGUACAGAGUAACCUCAAAACACACCAGCGCAUUCACACAGGAGAGAAGCCGUAUUACUGCUCAGAAUGUGGGAGGAGUUUCAGAUGGAAGAGUAAUCUCCAAAGACACCAGCUCAUUCACACAGGAGAGAAGCCGUAUCACUGCUCAGACUGUGGGAAGAGUUUUAAUCGGCCGAGUCAUCUCCAACGCCACCAGCUCACUCACACAGGAGAGAAGCUGUAUCACUGCUCAGAGUGCGGAAAGUGUUUUAAUCAGCAGACUAUCCUCAGUCGACACCAGCGCAUUCACACAGGAGAGAAGCUCCAUCGCUGCUCAGAGUGUGGGAAGAGUUUUACUCAGCAGAGCUCUCUCAAAACACACCAGCGCAUUCACACAGGAGAGAAGCCGUAUCACUGCUCAGGGUGUGGCAAGAGUUUUACUUCACAGAGUAAUUUCCAACAACACCAGCUCAUUCACACAGGAGAGAAGCCGUACUACUGCUCAGAGUGUGGAAGGAGUUUUACUCGACAUAGUGUUCUCAAAAGACACCAGCAGAUUCACAAAGGGGAGAAGCCGUUUCACUGCUCGGAGUGUGGGAAGAGUUUUAAUCAACAGAGUUCUCUCAUUAGACACCAGCAGACUCACAAAGUAGAGAAGCUGUGUCACUGCUCAGAGUGUGGAAGGAGUUUUAAUAGGCAGAGUUCUCUUGAACGGCACCAGCUUAUUCACGCAGGUAUCAGACCAUAUUUUUGUUCAGAGUGCGAAAACAGUUUUAAUUUUCUGAGUCAUCUCAGAACACACCAGCGCGUUCACACAGGAGAGAAGCCGUAUCACUGCUUAGAGUGUGGGACGAGUUUCAAUCAACAGAGUUCUCUCAAAAGGCACCAGCGCAUCCACACAGGAGAGAAGCCGUAUCACUGCUUAGAUUGUGGGACGAGUUUUAAUCAACAGAGUACGCUCAAAACACACCAGCGCACUCACACAGGAGCGAAGCCCUAUCACUGCUCAGAGUGUGGCAAGAGUUUUACUUCACAGAGUAAUUUCCAGAAACACCAGCGCAUUCAUACGGGAGAGAAGCCGUAUCACUGCUCAGAGUGUGGAAGGAGUUUUAAUUUACACUUUAAUCUCCAACAACACCAACGCAUUCACACAGGAGAGAAGCCGUAUUACUGCUCAGACUGUGGGAAGAGUUUCAGGCAUUCCUAUGCUAUGAAAGUACACAAGUGCACUAGGAGCAGUGGGGGAAAUAAGCAGGAUAAGAGUGUAAUCGUAACACAUUCUGGGAAUAGCGGUUUGCAGGGAACGUCUUUCCUGCCCUGAUGUAUAAAAUUCUGUCCUUUGCUGUUUCUGAUACAAGAAAUAUCUUAUUAACAGUGUUACAAUAUGAUGUAAACAAUUGAGAGGUUCUGUAUUCAGUAAUACAUUGUUUAGCUUCUAAUGUAGUGUAGUCUUUCUAUUGCAAGGAUGGAAGAGUUGAAAAACAUUUGAUAGUGUUCUUGGCUCAGUGAGUCCCUUUUUUGCUUCUUUGAAUCCUGCAUGUUAACUAGUUAAUAUUAAUGCUGCUAAGAAACAGAUAUGAGCCCUGAAGACUGCAAGUUUUCUGACAUCAAUUUGAGUGAGGUACCGGUGACCUUUCCUCAGUAUGGCCUGUUCUUUGUGGCAUAAAGUCGCAUACAGGCCAGGUUACAACUCAUUCAAAAACUUUUCUUUACUCUUCUCAGAGAUUAUAAGGACUGUUGAUGGUCUUUGCAAGAGAAUGAUUGUUCCUUGAUAAAGGCGCUGUGACAUGAUAAGGACUUUGUGGUACAGGAGUUUGAACUGUAGAAAGGUGACUCAUUUGUGUUUCCUUAGUCGACGCAGCAAUGACUCCAUGUACAAUUUUGUUUCUGAACCAAUCCAGUUCUGCAUAGUAAUAGUUUUGAUUUGUGAUGAUGAAUCAAGGUGUAUCCAGUUGUAUAUUUAGAUUGUCUGAUAUACAUUGGGGAAGGUGGGGAAGACACCGGUGGGUGUUUUGGUUGCUUUCUUUAAGCUUUUGUUUAAUUAAGGCUAUGCAUGCAAUGUUAUGUGUGUUGUGAAUGUGUAAAUCUGUUGAGUUUAUUUUCUUGCAUAUUUUUUUCCUUUUAAAGUUUUUUUUAUGGUCCUGCAAAUAUAAAAAAUCCUUUUAAAUUUUAGAAACUGUUAUUUUGGAAAUCACUAACUGGUUUUCUGUUUAGUUUUUGCUGUUUGCUUAAAUAGUACGGAUGUACUGCCAGCCAAAGCGAACUUAAGAACUGAGAAGACCUGGUCUUCUUGGAUCUCAGAAGCUAAAUCAAGUAAAAGCUUAUAUAGUAUUGGGUAAUUUACCACAGCAUGACAAUGAUGUUGAAAAGAAAUGUAUAAAAGUAAUCUCGGCACCAAAUAUCGGCUAUUUGUGUCUUUGAUUAAUAAUAAUCGCUAAUUGGUCAACCCCUAAUUCAUAUAUGUUGUUUAGUAAUUGAUUGUAUAGUACUUACAUGUUAAAAGUAAUCAGUCUUUCCAGCUGUUAAGACCACUGUUGAACUGUGGCUCAGGAGACACUGAGCAGCAAAUCUAGUUUUUGUGAUCAAUAGUUUUUGUUAUUUUCUUUUGAAAAAAAUUCAGUACCAAACUGUGUACAUAGCCAGGGCCUACAGGGGAAAAAAAAAAAACAAAAAAACCUCACAUCGGAUUUGGUCUACCGUAAAUCAGUAGGUACGGGAUAAAAUGACCCAUCUAUCCCCAACACGGCAGACAACCUACAGAUACUGAACCACAUAUUCCAAAGCUUCCCCACACCAACAAGCCUCUAGAUGCCUCAUUGCUAUAACUUAAGUUACACUAUGACAAUUUUUUUAAGAAACACUAUGAUACGAUUUUGAUGAAGUCAAAAGGUUAAAGCUAAAAGCCUAUCAAAAUCACUGCCCAGUCUCUAAUCAGUCUAGGCUUGGCUUUAAUGAUCCUAGCCAUCCUUUUAAGAUGACCUCCUGGCUUAAACCAUGAUUUGGUUUCCACUUGUUUCUGGCAGCUGUUUGAAGCUGUGUGUAAAACUGUCCACUGACUUAUAGUGAGAUUGAGAAGAUAAUAAUAACAGUUCAUUAGACCGAGGUUGGGUUGCUUUAGAAUGGUUUUAUUACUUAAAGUUGACACCACAUGCAGAACCAAUUCAUUAACACAAUAUAGCAUCUAGUCUUAAAACAUGCACAAAAGUACAAAUAAAAUGUUGUAAUUGGAAGUUACGGGAUAAGUGAGCCAGUUAACUACAGUUAAAAGAAGAAACUACUCCCUUUGAAUUGUGUCAAUCCAUAAAUUAACGUUGGCUAAUUUUAAAGUUCCAUGGAACACCAUAUGCCUGUAAAGCGAUUUUUAACCAUAAAUAUAAAAAGUAAGAGUGGCCAGGAAGAUUGUAUGAUUCUUUUAAAUCCUGAAAAGUCUGUACAUCUUGAUUGUUGAAAAUAUUCCAAUUAUGAUUAUGAACUCUCUUGCCUCUUGUUUGGUUGAAAGUAUUGUUCCAUAUUGGAGAUUCUGCUGAGAAUUUAAAUGGACCACCCAUAAAUUUACUGACGUCUUGCCAAACAAGAAGAGAAUUUGGA
Messenger RNA from Pygocentrus nattereri (red-bellied piranha), 5399 nucleotides. RefSeq names its product zinc finger protein 850-like. The record is from RefSeq and is a predicted model, not a curated record. NCBI's taxonomy places the organism in Eukaryota, Metazoa, Chordata, Actinopteri, Characiformes, Serrasalmidae. Bases 301 to 3132 code for a protein of 943 amino acids. The transcript is spliced from 5 exons.